Messenger RNA from Manduca sexta (tobacco hornworm), 3246 nucleotides. RefSeq names its product intraflagellar transport protein 81 homolog. The record is from RefSeq and is a predicted model, not a curated record. The transcript is spliced from 11 exons. Gene Ontology annotation, biological process: intraciliary transport; cilium assembly. Gene Ontology annotation, cellular component: cilium; centrosome; intraciliary transport particle B. Lineage: Eukaryota; Metazoa; Arthropoda; Insecta; Lepidoptera; Sphingidae. Gene Ontology annotation, molecular function: tubulin binding. The coding region runs from base 377 to 2353 and encodes 658 amino acids.
AUGCUCGUUGGGUUACAUUCUCUUUGGUGACGGUUAGACACCAAGAAGCCAAGGUUACUGUCGAAUAUUAUUUUUGUUCCAGAUUUUCGUUAGUUUUCGUUACUAUUACCUAGUUGGUAAUUACUAUCCUCAGUUGUUAUCAUACAAUGCUCUCGUAUACUCGGACCAUAUAUAGGUAUUAUAUUUAUUUUUGGUUGCUAUCAUAGAGUAAGGUGGAAGCAAAGGGUGGAAGUUUCCAUAUAUAUUAUAAAUUCUCUUUGGGUGAAAGUAAGGUUGCUAUGCCAACGUAUGUUGUCAACACACUAUAAAUCAAUUUCUCAAAGUUAAAAUUUUGCCCUUGGUUUUUAAUUCGAACAAAUGGUGCCUUUAUUUUAAAAUGACGGAGCAAAUGAAGUUUAUUGUGAAAGAAAUAAAUAUCGCUCUUGGCAGAAAUUAUGAUCUUAUAAAAUUUGAUGCCCUUAGUGAGAAGCAGUUGCUGCAAUUAUUGGUGGAUUUACUUGUAUAUUUCGGUGCUGGGGACAAGAUAGAUGUUAGCGAAGAUGAUACAGAGACGAUAUCAGUACGUCUUUUGGAAAUGUUGGGUAACGUCAAGUAUCGGCCGCCGGCUAAUGUCGAGCCGCCACGGUUUAGAGCGCAGCUUAUUGCUGGAGAUGCCAAGACGAUACACCACGUGCUGCACUGGCUUCUGACCAAUAAAGACCAAGUUAAGAAUACGGCAUAUCUCGCACGGUACCUAAAAUUACCAGAUAUUCCCACAGACGUGGCUCGGAAUAAUACGAUUCAAGAUUUACUCGAUUUAUACCAGAAUCUUAUUGAAGAGUUUAAGGAAGUUCAUAAAAAAACAAGACUGUUGCAGAAAGAGAACGCUUCUGAAAUUAUAAACGAUAUAAAGGAAAUGGCCGUAGAGAGAGAUAUAGUAAUUAAAAGACUAGAAAAUGUUCAGGUGAAUCUCGUUGAUGUAAGUAAUAAAGAUGAUUUGUUGAAUGUGAGCAAAUCAUUAAGACUUCAGCAAGAAAAAGCGAAGGAAUUAGAACAUCAGUACGACACUCAACAAUCGCAAUUAAAAUUAGCAUCGGACCAAUUGAAAAGAUAUUUGAACGUCAUUCAUGGCCAGAGUGCCGCGCCGAAAACUGUUAAUGAUGUCAUUAAACAUUUACAAGAAGAAAUUCAGUUAAAUUGUUAUUUAGUAAAGGAAAAAUUACCUCAGGAAACCGCACAUCUACAGAAAGAAUUGAAUAUAAUGCAAUCAAUUACUGCUGAACAACAUCCAACUCGGUCUGAUUUGCUUAUGCUACAAGAUAAGAUAGCAGUUGUGAAUGGCGAAAUGGAACAGCUUGUACAACGCAAACUUGCCGCAAAAGGACCGCAAGAAGAUAAGUUGGCACCCUUCCGACAGCAAGCCGCAGUUAUUAGACGUAAUAAGGAGGCGAGCGCUGCACGUGUCCAUGAGCUCGCUUCCAGUCUUAAAGACUACGAGGCGACCUUAGCAGAUUUACAAUCUCAGGUUAAACAGCUUCUGGGCGAUACUGUUCUCAGAGGAGAAGAAUUGAAAAAAUAUGUAAAUUCAUUGCGCACUAAGAGCGCCGUCUAUAAAAGGCAAAAAGCCAACCUAACAAGUUUUAAGACUGAGGCCGGUAUUUUAGCAAGGACGAUACAAAUCAUCAGCACUGCGGAUCCGACCGUCGAAAUGGCGUUAGUUAAUCAUAAAAAAAUGAAAAUAGAAGACGCUGAUAUUUUGGAAAACGAUAAAGAUAAAUCUAUAGAUUUGUCGAAAAAGUCUCUUCAUGAUUUAUCUCAGUUAGUAGCGCAAACAGCGCAAAAACUAUCUGAAGUCCGUCAAGAUAUACAACCACUAGCGGAUAAAAUUCAGCCCGUAAAGAAAGAGUUCCAAGCCAUUCAACAACAAUAUGACCAAAAGAAAAGAGCUUACGAAGCCACAUCGAUCAAUAUAGCAUCACAAAUGGAACCUCUCAAAAACCAAGUGAAAGCUUUGACUGACCAGUUGAAUAAUAAAGAGACCGAAUGGAAAAACUUGAGACAAGAAAUAACAAAAGCUGAAAGUUUUCAAGAAGUCGUAAUGUUUGAAAUGAAAAAUUCAAUGCAGUCCCCAAGGAAACCUUCCAAAAUGGAGGCAUUAAAGAAGAAAGUUGCCGACUUUGAGCAAAUUGUCAAGCGUUUGGAGGAGGAACAAAAAGCCAUCAGUUCCCGCCAAGGAGCAGUGGAAGAACAGACUCGCCUCUGGGAGAAUACUCUUCAACUGCUCCGGUGCAAGAUGCGAGCGCGCACCGAGCCCGCUGCAAGACAGGGCCGCAUGCAUAUCACCCAACAUUCACAAAUGCUCACACUUACUUAAAGCUUUCGUAUUAUGGCACUCUAGUUCUACUAUGCAUGUAAUAAAAGCAUUAUAACACUAAUAAACUUUUACUAUAAAAAGAUACCAGAGUCCUGAUUUACUAUGGAGCACCACACACGCUAUUUUGACAGUUCAUAACAAACAUGUAAAGCAUCUCAUCCAGUUUAUACAUACAAUAAAAAUUGGCAUACAGAAAACCAUUUCACACUUACUACAUGACGAUAGCGUAAAAGGGCCUUUAUACUGUCAUAGACGCUAACUGGUGUUUCAUAUGUAAGAGCCGAGCUGGGAAUUCACAUUUGUCUCCAAGCUACAUUGGAACACGGUCAUGUUAUAGUUUACAUUUAGGGAAGUCGCCUACGGUAACCUUUUGCAGCGAUGCAAUCGAAAAACGGCCACGAUAGAGUCGCAAUGCUGUUGCUGGCAGUCCACCUUCGUCCACGAUACUGUAUCGGUGCAAUCGCGAUGCCGACGCGCUUUAGUAGUUGUACAGAUGCGAUGCAAACGCGUAAACCCCGACACAAUAUAUUGCAUAAUAUAUAAAAAUAACGCGUUAUUAGGGUUAAAAUAUUACCAAAUAUUUAUAAUAUACUUAAAGAAUAAACACAUUUUAUUUUAUAAUUUUUAAUAGCAGGUAUACUAGAUUGCAAAUCAAGCGGAUCACUGAAAGAAGGAAAAGAGAUGAUCUUUAAACUUCUGCAUAGAUACUCCUAAAUUAUAUUUAAGAACCACCUAGAUCAUGAUCAUCCUCAUCAAAAUCGGUCCAUUCAUUUGAGAUCUACGAUGCCGCAGACAGACACAUACUAUAUUUGAAACUUAUAACCCCCUCUUUUUCCGUCGGGGAUUAUAUAAAUAAUACGUUGUAAAUAAUGUGAACAAAAUAAAAGCGGUAA